Plodia interpunctella (Indianmeal moth) is the source of this 5996-nucleotide messenger RNA. RefSeq lists its product as uncharacterized. NCBI's taxonomy places the organism in Eukaryota, Metazoa, Arthropoda, Insecta, Lepidoptera, Pyralidae. Gene Ontology annotation, molecular function: protein binding. Bases 823 to 3324 code for a protein of 833 amino acids. The record is from RefSeq and is a predicted model, not a curated record. The transcript has 6 exons.
GGCGAGCCGUGACUUUUUACGAAAACAAACUCGUUUAUUGAUAUAAAAUACUAUGAUUUAAACACGAACAGACCUAUAAUAAUUUAACUCUUGAACCCAAAACAAUCGUACGUAACUGGGAACUGUGUAUGGUAAUGUUGAGUAAGCUGUAUACAAAGUUUUUCUACUGUUUAUAGUUUAAAGCCGCGGCAACCUUGCCAAGUUGCGGAGCGCAACAGUUGUUUCGAGCUAUCGCAGAGUUUUGCUCUUUCGCUUUUGUUGAGGUUAUACUUGUUCGGCUUCCCGUCGCUUGGUUGGUCAGUCAUUUACUGGGUUUUACGGAGCGUUACCGCGUCGCGUGGAUUUUAUUUCGAAAACUUUGUGUUGCUUCGAAUACUAUCGAAAAAUGUUAAAAAAUGUAAUCUAAACACGUUUUGUGAUUGAAAUUGUGUUGGUUUAGUGUGUUCGGCGUGUUGUUGUGUGUGUAUUUUUAAGUGUAACAAAGUGCAUUCUUGGUGAUUCAUCUGAGAACAAGAAAAUCUGUUUUUGCCGUUGCUCGGCUUGGAUGUAGGUAUUACUCAUAAAAUUAUGUGUACCAUCGAAAGUGGUCCGUGAACCUUGGUUUUUUGGACCUGCGACUCUGCUUUGUGCGCUUCGUUUGUAAAAGACGUUUCGGAGCUUGUUACGUGGUCCGUAGUCACUGGGCGACAGUCGGAAAUAGAAAAGAUUUGUGGUUUCGCUAUGAAAACGAGAAUUUGCUAAGAUACAAGAAACCGAGUAAAAUCGCCUUGGCUGCAAGCUAAUGCACAAAUUUAUUUCUAUGAUUCGAGAGCACGCUUCGAAAUGGCUGGUCUACGGUUGCUUCUGGCCCUCAGUUUAAGUUUCUUCACCGCAUCAGCUGACUUCACUGCCAACUGUCCAACAGGCUGCAAAUGUGUCUGGGCUAGUGGCAACAAGCAAGCGAACUGCUCAAACAUACAAGAGAUCCCUAAAACACUCAGCGCUGACAUACAAAACCUCGACUUAAGUUACAAUGCUCUUUACGAAAUCUCCGGCAAUGCCUUCGAAGAUGUCGAAUUGAUUAAUCUAAAGAAACUUUAUCUAAGAGAGUGCAAACUUGAAACGAUUCACAGAAAUGGCUUUAGCGGUCUCGCUAUUAUGAUCGAAUUGGACUUAUCGAAAAACGCCUUGAAGACUUUACACGCCGAGUCUUUUAGAGAGACUGUCAAAAUUAGGUGGAUUAUACUGAACGACAACCAAUUAGAGAAAUUGGAUGACGGACUUUUCAGUAAUCUACCCUUUUUGCAGAAAGUCGAACUCAGCAAUAACAGAUUACAUCAAAUAGGCGUGAAGACAUUCGUCAACGUACCUAAAUUAAAUACUUUAGAAUUAGAUGGGAACAGGCUGGAAUAUCUCAAAGUUGAUACAUUAAGUUCCUUGUCUUUAUCCAAUUUGGAGGUACACGAUAAUCCUUGGCGUUGUGAUUGCUAUCUACAACCAUUUAGGAACUGGGUGAUCAGCAAACAUCUUUAUACUUCUCCCAUAACAUGUAAAGAACCAGCUAAAGUCCAAGGAAAGACUUGGAAAGAUCUAGACUCAGGUGAUUUUGCUUGCCGACCGAGUAUCGUGUACCCUUCCAAUAGCACCACAAUCAGAUCUUCUGAUACGAACAUAACACUGUCAUGCCACGUGACUGGAAACCCACUGCCUGAAGUAAAUUGGGUGCAGAACGCUCAAAUAAUUGACGGUACUUUUAGAUUAAGUGACAUAAAAUAUAUAAUUACCCAAAGCAACAGCGAGAACAACAAAUGGGUGAACUUAACGAUUCUCGAAACAGAAAGCACUGACAAUGGUGAAUAUUUGUGCGUAGCUAAAAACCAGGGUGGUGUUGAAGAACGCAGCUUGACUUUAGUGGUAACUCAUGAGCCUCCAGGAAUCAUCGUCCCUGCUGGCAUGCAUAAUAACAUGUUGCCAGUCCUAAUUGGAGUAUCUUGCACUGCCGCAAUUUUGCUCAUAUGCUUAGUAAUUCUGUGUUAUUGUUGUUGUAAAAAACGAUCUUCAGAGAAGAAAAAAGCUGAUACAUCGAAUGGGGAGGCGUUGAUAGAAGGAUCUGUUAUCCCGGAGAUGGAGAAGAGUUUGAUAACUGCAGUAAACCCAGUAACCAAGCCUCCCAGGAGGUAUGAUGCACCUCCUUCGAUCACAAGCGCGGGCACUGAAAUGUCAGAACUAAACAAGACAUUGCUGGACAGUGAUUUUGUAUAUGCCCACAACGACGAUGAAAAACGAUCUCUAGACUUCGAACACCCAACGAAAAGAUCUCACGAUGCUCUCAACGUAGAAUAUGGCCGCACAGACGGCCGCGCCUACCCACCUGACUUGCUCUCUUUCCCACCUCGUGCCGCCCAGAUAUCUCCCGCGGCGAGUAACGCUUCCACCGUCCCCGACACCACUAGACUCCCACCUCAGCUCAAUCCAGUGAGCCCAAUACAUUCCCCCAUUUACGGCAUGACGACCAAUCAGAACCUCUUCAGGACUCUCCCCUAUUCACGAUCUCAAUCCCCCUUCACGGCCCCAAUAACUCCACCAGUCGUAACCCCAAGACAAGGUUACGUAACAAUUCCUAGACGACCUCGAGUUCCAAGCUGGUCCAGCACGGCUAGCACGGCUAUCCUCCCGAGCAGCGAAGCGCAAGAACCUUUAUACGAUAAUCUAGGACUUAGAACAACAGCUGAUGGCAGUUCCGUUCUGUCUUUGAACAAAACCGGCUUGGAAGGACAAUUCUCUCCUAUGAGAAAUCGACCAUUACCAGCUACGCCGACAAACUACGCGCCUCCUCAACCAGUAUUCUAUGCCCCUAUUGAAGAACAAGAGCCAGCUCCAUCUCCCGUUCCGCAAUACGCUACCAAUCCUAGGAACAGUAUCUCUUCGCAACUCUCGACACCUGGCCCCCAAGAGCCUGUAAACCGCAUGAGUUGGACGGUAAAGAACGCAUCGACUCCUCAACCGGAACCAAGGAAAGCUUUGUUCAAUGAAAACAGAAACGCUGAUGCGCAGUCUCAAGCAUCUGACACUAGUACCUUAAGUCGGAAAGGGAAACCGGAAACAGGAUCUUUGAGAAGGAAUCCUAGGACAGAAAAGGAAGAGACCACUUCUUUGCCGACUUCUCCGUUGAAAGAGGACAAGAAGAAUGAGAGUAGCGUCUCUAACCUGUCAGGGACUUUGGGACGGAGUGGGAAGAUUCCGCCGAGACCUCCUCCGAAGCCGAAGAAAAAGCCGGUGGUAGCUGAAGUUAAUGCGAACGAGCCUUUGUUUGAGGACGAAUGUGAAGAUGGUACGGAAGUGUAGCAGACGAAGUUAUCAUAAAAACUAAGUGCCAACAUAAGGUGAUUUGUCACAACAGUGAACGCGUCACAUCAGUGAUAGUGGAAAAGACAUGGAUUGAAAUAUAGAUUCGGUGCUCGUGUACAUAUGUUCAUGCUAGAUUUUCUACGGUUACUAUUAAAAUCUAUGGACCAUUGGAAGAAUUCUAACAAGUGUUGUAAUAAUAUCCUGGACGUUAUCAUUUCUGUAUCGAAAUACGUUAAAUUAAGUAUUUAUUCUGUGGUAGUUUAGUAAGAUGAAUUUGAUCGAUUUCGCUUGCUAGAUAGCAUCUAUCAUUCAUUCUGAAGACUGAUUAUUCUAAAUUGAAUAUUCCAUUAUUGCGCAGAUGUCAACUUUGUAAAAUAUCAACUUUCAAUAAUAUUAACUACUACGCGUUUCAAACAAUAAAAAUCCCUAAUGUAAUGUGUACCAUUACAAAAGAAAUGCGAUAUGGCGUCAUGGACUUUCCUAUUCUUUAUUGAAACACGACAACUGAAACAUUUACUUCAGCGUAUUUUUUUACAUUACACAAAUUUUAUGAGCUAAUGAGAAAGAUAGGCAUGAUUAUAUUUUGAAACUGAGUCGGUAUACAAAGAAAUCGAUGUCAAAAAUGACAAAAAUUCUCUGAUCUCCAAUACAAAUUGCUGAACAAAAAUAUCGGACUUUAUGUGGAAAUUAGAAAUGUUUCGUUCUUCUGUCGCUGUUAAUCUUUUGCUUACAAAAUAUUGAAUAUUUUAUUACAUAUACUGAGCACAUUGUGAACAUUUGUGCAAAAAUACUAUAUGAAAACAUUUAUAAUGGUUCUGUUCUGGCAAGAAUAUAAUUAGCACCCAAUAGAGCGUUGUAGAUUUGCAAUCGACACGCGGAGAAGACGAAUAAGAAUAUCUAUAAUUAAUAUUUAUAUUUUAUAAGCUUUUGGCUGCGGCUUCCCAAUGAAUUUUAUGAAACGAAAAUUUCUUUAUCAAAUUAUUAUUUAGCACAAAGUGACUGUUUUACUUAACGAAGUUGACAUUUUGCGCAUAUGUUUACGUUUGACAUUCCCAUUUUGACCUUUCGAUUCCAACUUAAGCUUCAAUAGUGUGUUGCUAGGAUGACUUCACUAAACUUAGGUCGUAUUUUGGAAGACUGAUAAGUGAGUUGGCCGCUUUUAACUAUUAAUCUCGUUAAUAGUUAGUUUAAAGCGAGUUUUGUCAGUUGUGUUAAAUAUUUAGCUCGUGCAGCAAAAGAUCUUGCAAAAUCAUGUGUAUUUUCAGAGUGAGAUAUCCAUUAAACUCGAGUGUAUUUUUACAUACUUGUCAAUAGAAAAAUUAACGAAAUGUAUGUAAAUGAGUGACGACUGUUAAAACCCUUUCUAGAACUCGCCCUUAUGUCACAUAAUUUUUGUAUGAUCUUUUAAUUUUACAUAAAUAGAUGCCGGUCGUCGACGAGCGAAUUAUUUUAAACAGUACUUUUAUAAUGCCCUAAAAAUUUGUCAUGUCUCGAAAUAUUUAAACCACAUCGCAUUUUAUCAUUGGGCUGUUCGGACGAGCGUCAUUUUUACGUCGCGUUAGAAUAACGCUCGCGAAUAGUUUUCGGAUGUAUUCAGCUUAGUUUAUGAGUACAAAGCCGCCAACGUGGUAUUUUGUCGUGACGUAAAAAUGACGCUCGUCUGAACAGUCUGAACUUUAUCAUUUUAGCUGUUGUUCUUACACAAUGUUUUUGUAUCAUUUUUAUGUGUUUAUUUCUUGUGAUGUACUAAAAUAUUUAACUUCGCCCAUUCUAAGUUAAUAUUAUUUUAGUUUUAAGUAAUUUUGAGGCUGUAAAUCAGUGUCAAUUUUAAAUGAUCGGUUCAAAUGAUGUUUACCAAAACACAGCAUUUUAACGUUGGUUUGUAAUAAGUUAUAGUUCCUAAUUAUUAUUUUUUUACAAUUUGGUACUUUUCUGUGUAUACAUAGUUCUUUGUUGUUUUAAUGUAAGUUAGUGCUAUCAGCAAGAUGCGAAUACCUGUGGAGAUUGUCACGAAAUAAUUAUGAAAUGUUUUGAACUUUAAUUUAAGCAUCUUGAAUUUAAAAAGUGUGGAUACUUUGGAUAGUUAUCUAUAUGACUGUAGUAUGCUAUCGACAUAUUGAAUAGUAUAUACAGGCGUUUUAAAUUGAGGAUAAUCAUAAUUUACCUAAUGAUAACUAUACCUAUGCCUUAUUAAAAUCACGUUUACUGCAUUUAAAAAGCGUUUCAGUAAAAUAAAAUAUUGUCUAUUGACAUAAUUUGUAAUGUAUCCUUACAUUUAUUACAAGUACCAGUUUUAACACUGGAAAUAAAGGAUCUUUUCAAAAAAAUAAUUUUCCAUUAAAAAAUAUGUAUAUUAAUGAAAAAUCUCCUUAGGAUUAUGUUGUGAGUGGAGGCAUCUUGUAUGGUUUCAGUUCAAUGCUGGUGCUUUUUUGACAUUUUUUUGACUUAUUUAUUGUUAUACACGUAUUUUAACCACGGCAAGUACAUUUUACGAUCAUGAACUACGUUUUGGUAACUAUAUUUUAUUCGUCACCGUAUUUUUUAAGUUCUCCCGCGAAUUGUACAAUUUAUUGUAUUUUUACAAUUUUACUGUAGACAACCAGUUUAUGUAGUUUUUAAGUGCUGUAAAUACAAAUAUUAUUAAAGGCAAUUAAAGCUAUAUUUCCUAA